AUGCCUCAAUACUUUGCAAUCAUAGGAACACAAGAUAAUCCAAUCUACGAGGCAGAAUUCACGAAUCCAACAAGUAAGAACGCAUCAUCGAACGAAGGAGGUUUCCCUAAUGACUUGAAAGAGUUGAAUCCAUUUAUCUUACAUGCAGCAUUAGAUGUUAUUGAAGACCUUCAAUGGCAACCAAAUCCAACGGUGAACAAUGCCAAUGGAGGAGGCGGGAUUGGGAUAGGGUAUUUCAAUAGUAAUACCAGUAGUAAUUCCUCUUUGAAUUCGACAGGGUUCCUUAAGUCAAGGACUUCAUUAGGUGGAAACAAUAGCGCAAGUGAUAAUUGUUAUCUUGGGAAAGUAGAUCAUUUCUAUGGUUUAUCAAUAACAGCAUACUUGACUUAUAAUGGAAUGAAGUUUGUCAUGAUUCAUGGCGACGCCAGCAAAUCUAAUACCAAUGAAAAGGAUAUAACUUUUAAUUAUAAUGAGGAGAUUAAUAGCAAGACCAGCAAUGGUAACAGAAAUAAAGCUAUGGUUCCUCUCGAUGACAACGCUAUUAGGUCAUUUUAUCAAGAAGUACACGAACUUUAUAUUAAGGCCUUAAUGAAUCCGUUUUAUAAUUUGAAUGAUCCAAUAAAUGAUUCCAGUUUUGAUAUGAGAGUGCGAAGGUUGGCUAAAAAAUAUAUAACAUAA
Molecule: messenger RNA, 678 nt
Organism: Naumovozyma dairenensis CBS 421
Lineage: Eukaryota; Fungi; Ascomycota; Saccharomycetes; Saccharomycetales; Saccharomycetaceae
Gene: TRS20
Product: TRAPP subunit TRS20
Exons: 1
Coding region: 1-678 (225 amino acids)
Biological process (GO): endoplasmic reticulum to Golgi vesicle-mediated transport
Cellular component (GO): nucleus; cytoplasm; TRAPP complex
Source: RefSeq, a predicted model, not a curated record